Molecule: messenger RNA, 960 nt
Organism: Histoplasma capsulatum G186AR
Lineage: Eukaryota; Fungi; Ascomycota; Eurotiomycetes; Onygenales; Ajellomycetaceae
Exons: 2
Coding region: 1-960 (319 amino acids)
Source: RefSeq, a predicted model, not a curated record
AUGAUUCGACAAACAGAAUUGUUGCUUGUUUUUGCCCUAACACUUCUGGGGCCUGUUCAUGCUAUCACAGGCCCUCCAACCCUGUUCGCUAAUUCAGCUGGCCAAGGAGAUUGCACACUGAUCGGGCGUCCUCACUUCAGUCAAGGUAUCCAAAAUACUACCUCUCGAAAUGUCUCCAUUGUCACACCUGUUGUAGCCAAUGCUGCCAGACCAGAAAUCCCUGUGAAUUUUGGGAAGGUAAUGCCUACAGGCUUCCCGCGACUAGAGCCCAAUAAUAUGAAGGGCCAACAAAUUGUGCAAGCCAGUGAAUUCAAGGAGGUCAGAGCAGGCACUCCAGAACCAGAGCCCGCAUCGGGUGGCCCCAGAGUUCCCAGACUUUCCAAAAUCAAAGCCGGAGGAGACGAAGACACGGUACUAAAGAAGCCACCAUCCCGUCGUCAACCUGGGCGCAAGGACCAGUACCCGAACCCGGAUUGGUUUCCGCUGAAGCCAGAAAAACAGAAGCCCCCACAGCCCAUCCGCCGUGGACCUGACAAUGCAGCUGCGGAUACCCUAUAUGUCAAAGAUUUGUCUCCAGAUCCCAACCGAAGUUCACUGUUAUUUGAUCCGGGCCCUGUAGUAGUCAAUGUCCAUUCCCCACCAACUCCACCGGAAAAGGGAACUGUAAAUCGGGCAUUUCCACAAAAUGGACCUAUAUCCAGGAUUAUGAGGCUCCAGGAUCGCAAUAUAGCAGCAAAAGAGCGCAACACUAAAGGCUCAUCGACCCAAGAUCAGAAGUCUACCGCACCUUCAAAUUCUCUAUCCAAGCUCCUGCCGCAUGUGGGGAAUGGAAACGAAUACACUACCUCCACAGGUCAAUUUCAGAGUCAUGGGUUUCUCAUUACAUCAAAUCCCAGCCAAGGACCAGCAGUAGAUUCCAAUCAGCGGGAUAAACGGAAAAUGGGUUUUACAUUAUACUAG